Molecule: messenger RNA, 2072 nt
Organism: Drosophila miranda
Lineage: Eukaryota; Metazoa; Arthropoda; Insecta; Diptera; Drosophilidae
Product: dynein light chain roadblock-type 1-like
Exons: 6
Coding region: 361-1878 (505 amino acids)
Biological process (GO): microtubule-based movement
Cellular component (GO): centrosome; cytoplasmic dynein complex; cytoplasm
Molecular function (GO): dynein intermediate chain binding
Source: RefSeq, a predicted model, not a curated record
UAUUUUUUCUGUUGUUGAUUAUUCUAGCAAUGGUUUUAUUUAUGACGAAAGUCAGUGCCAAACGAUGGGCUGAUGGAGUAGAUGGAGUGUGUGCCUAAUCACUUUUUAUAGUGUUAAAUUAUACCAAUAAAGAUGAUGUAGCAAGCUUAGCGAUAGUUGAUUCAAACAAGUAAAUUCAUUAAUUUUGAGCUACCAGCUGAUCUCAAAGCGUAGAGCUCUGAGAUACACUACACACAAUGCAGGCAGCCGAAACUGAGGUUUGCACAUACCUAUCUAUCAAAUCCCAAGCGUACCAAGAGUUAUAUUGAUGAGGUAUACCGACUUUUAGAGGAAAAGCCAGGGGUUGAAGAAAUAUUAAUCAUGAAUCGUUCCGGUGUGCCGAUCAAAACGUCAAUGGAACGCCAAGACGCACUUCAACAUGCCUGUCUUUAUGAGAAUUCGCGUGAAAAGUGUCAGGCAUUUCUAUCAAAAAUGGAGCCAACACAGCUCCUGACCAUGUUGCGAGUCCGUACCAGAUUCCACGAGGUCCUGCUAACACCUGAUGGCAAGAUAACCGUUUUGGUAGUGCAAAAUCCAAAGGAUACACAUCUUAAGCCCAAGCGUACCAAGAGUUAUAUUGAUGAGGUAUACCGACUUUUAGAGGAAAAGCCAGGGGUUGAAGAAAUAUUAAUCAUGAAUCGUUCCGGUGUGCCGAUCAAAACGUCAAUGGAACGCCAAGACGCACUUCAACAUGCCUGUCUUUAUGAGAAUUCGCGUGAAAAGUGUCAGGCAUUUCUAUCAAAAAUGGAGCCAACACAGCUCCUGACCAUGCUGCGAGUCCGUACCAGAUUCCACGAGGUCCUGCUAACACCUGAUGGCAAGAUAACCGUUUUGGUAGUGCAAAAUCCAAAGGAUACACAUCUUAAGCCCAAGCGUACCAAGAGUUAUAUUGAUGAGGUAUACCGACUUUUAGAGGAAAAGCCAGGGGUUGAAGAAAUAUUAAUCAUGAAUCGUUCCGGUGUGCCGAUCAAAACGUCAAUGGAACGCCAAGACGCACUUCAACAUGCCUGUCUUUAUGAGAAUUCGCGUGAAAAGUGUCAGGCAUUUCUAUCAAAAAUGGAGCCAACACAGCUCCUGACCAUGUUGCGAGUCCGUACCAGAUUCCACGAGGUCCUGCUAACACCUGAUGGCAAGAUAACCGUUUUGGUAGUGCAAAAUCCAAAGGAUACACAUCUUAAGCCCAAGCGUACCAAGAGUUAUAUUGAUGAGGUAUACCGACUUUUAGAGGAAAAGCCAGGGGUUGAAGAAAUAUUAAUCAUGAAUCGUUCCGGUGUGCCGAUCAAAACGUCAAUGGAACGCCAAGACGCACUUCAACAUGCCUGUCUUUAUGAGAAUUCGCGUGAAAAGUGUCAGGCAUUUCUAUCAAAAAUGGAGCCACCACAGCUCCUGACCAUGCUGCGAGUCCGUACCAGAUUCCACGAGGUCCUGCUAACACCUGAUGGCAAGAUAACCGUUUUGGUAGUGCAAAAUCCAAAGGAUACACAUCUUAAGCCCAAGCGUACCAAGAGUUAUAUUGAUGAGGUAUACCGACUUUUAGAGGAAAAGCCAGGGGUUGAAGAAAUAUUAAUCAUGAAUCGUUCCGGUGUGCCGAUCAAAACGUCAAUGGAACGCCAAGACGCACUUCAACAUGCUUGUCUUUAUGAGAAUUCGCGUGAAAAGUGUCAGGCAUUUCUAUCAAAAAUGGAGCCAGCACAGCUCCUGACCAUGCUGCGAGUCCGUACCAGAUUCCACGAGGUCCUGCUAACACCUGAUGGCAAGAUAACCGUUUUGGUAGUGCAUAAUCCAAAGGAUACACAUCUUAAGGUUGAGGAUCUAAAUCGUCAUUCCUCCAAUUUUUAAAUAAUUACUCCUACAUAUAUCUACGUUGUUAGUCAUCCAACUUCUUACACGUAAAACAUUCUUCUCACUUUGUGAGCCCAAACACAACAAACUGUUGAUUUAUGUGACUACCUGAAUAUAAAUGCAAUCAAAUAAGUAAUAAAUAGUCCUCAGAGCUUCAGCUUAAAAACAAAAUAUAUUCCAAAAACAGAUGA